Gopherus evgoodei (Goodes thornscrub tortoise) is the source of this 2527-nucleotide messenger RNA. It is a transcript of the gene DOK3, whose product is annotated as docking protein 3. Bases 27 to 1502 code for a protein of 491 amino acids. The record is from RefSeq and is a predicted model, not a curated record. Gene Ontology annotation, cellular component: cytoplasm. Lineage: Eukaryota; Metazoa; Chordata; Testudines; Testudinidae. The transcript is spliced from 5 exons. Gene Ontology annotation, biological process: positive regulation of MAPK cascade; cell surface receptor protein tyrosine kinase signaling pathway.
CAGCCCUGCCAGGCCGGGCUGGGUCCAUGGAGACCCCCGUGCAGGCCGGGAUCCUCUAUGUCCAGUACUUCAAAUUUGGAAAGAAGUUCUGGAGGAAGGUGCGGGCCCAGCUCUUUGCCACCAGCCCCUGUGGCAUUGCCCGGCUGGAAACGUGUGAUGCGCGGGACAACGGCUCUGGGACAGAGAAGACAUCCCUGCGGAAGUGUGAGCGCCGGGUCAUCCGGCUCGCAGACUGCGUCUCUGUGGGGCCGGCGGACGCCCACAGCUGCCCCAAGGACACGGCUGCCUUCUACCUGAACACUAUAGAGAAAAGCCACGUGCUGGCAGCCAAGCGGAGGGACGAGUGGAUAGCACAGCUCUGCCAGCUGGCCUUCCAGUGCACUAAGGAACCAGCAGCGCCUGGCAGCACCAGGAACCCCCCCGGGCCCGAUCUCCAUGUGGAGGAAAACACCCUCUACUCGUCCUGGCAGGACCUGAACGAGUUCCUGGUGCUGGUGCACAGGACGGAUGCCUCCGCCAGGUGCGGCCUGAGUGGACACUACCUGCUGGCUGCCUUGCCCAAGGGGCUUGUGCUGAAGACCCGCCAGUCCCGCCAGACUCUCCUCACCUGGCCCUACCCCUUCUUGCGCAAAUUCGGCCAUGACAAGGCCCUGUUCUCCUUCGAGGCAGGCCGCCGCUGUGACUCUGGCGAGGGCAUCUUCACCUGGGCCACCAGCCGGGCCGCUGAGCUGUGCAACCUCGUCUCCGCAGCCAUCGCCCGCCAGAGCAGCAGUCUCCUGGACAGGAACAGCACCCAAGCACCAGAGCCUCUUAGCUCCAGGCAGGGAACGGAGCCCAGGCUCUGGAGCUCCCAGAGCCUGGAGGAAGCGCUGCCCACCUGGGCCCUGGAGGGUGCAGGGAGGCCGCCCCUCCCUGCGGGGCUCUGUCCAGAGAGUGGACAGGCCCUGUCCUGCACCCUGGAGCCGGGGGGCUGUGCGGGGGCCGGAGGUGAGCCCCCCAUCAUCUAUGCCUCCAUCCACAAAGGCCUGCAGCCCCUGCUCGAGCCCUGGGGCGAGGCCAAGGUGGAGCAGGGAGGGGCCAGGGCGUCCUGUGGGCAGGGGCUCCCAAUUUCGGAGCAUCUCUACGAGAACCUCUGCGCCCUGGGGCGCUCCUGCUCUAUGGAGGAGGGGCCCUCACACCUGGGCUCCAGGGGCUCCCCGGAAGGGAGCAGCACUGACCUGGCCCCCAUCUACGACAACAGCUGCAUGGUGUCCAAGCGCUGGAGCAGCCCCCUGGCUUCCAGCAUGGGGCCUAGCACCUCCCUGGAGGCCCAAUACAGGCGGCUGCUGGACCAGGACGGGCAGGAGCGUGGCGAGGAGGAGGAGGGGGAGGAGGAUGCCCUCGUCAGCUCCCUCCCCAGGGCCAGAGCUAGCAGUGGUUUCAGGAAGUUAGUCACUCUCCUCAGCCGAGAGGUAGCCCCCAAGGUGCCUGGCGAAAGUUCCAGUGCCCUGGACAGGGCCUAGCCCCCCAUGCUGGGCAGCUCCAGGCCCAGACUGGCGGUGAGGGGGGCAUGCAGCUCCCCCUACACUGAGAGUCACCCUAGCACAGGGCCGUGUCAGCCAAGGGCAGCCCCCAGCUCUCCCCUGCCAUGCCUGAGCCCCAGCCCUAGGUGUAAAGGCUGGCCCAGGACUCCUGGGUUACUCAGGCAAGUGCCUGGGUGAGGCUGUCAUUCCAGCAGGAUGGUGGCUGUUCCAAAGUCUGGCACAGACUGACUCUGCCCUUGGCACGUGGGCCCCUCCACAGGGGCAGGGACAGAUUCUGUACAGGCCUGAACUUUCCUUACAAGGGGGGGUGGAGGUGAGAGGGACUGAGCCAGCGGGGCCUCAUGCACCCCAUGCUGAGGAUAUGCCAGGGCUGGGGUGCCUGGGGCUGUCGGAUGAACAGGCUGUGCCUGUGCCCGAUGGGUGAUAGGGAAGGGUAACCUCUGCCAGGAGGUCGGGUCACAUAGCAGCUGCCUGGCACAGACACCUCAGACAUGGGCAAAUGGCAGGGGAAGGUCUGAGUGGGCUUGGGAGCAAUGCUGGCUGCUGUGGGUCAGGGGAGGCAGCCUGGGCUCCCUGUUAUAAUCACUGUCCCUGCAGCAGGGCCUGGCACAGGAUGUUCUGAGCCCCCCCCCAGCAUAUGGUCUCUGGGCACAUCCCCCUCCUCAGUUCUGUGUGCAGGGCACAAGCUGGGCAGCGAAUGGAGUGUUCAGACUCUGCUCUGCUGCCCCCAGGCGAGCUGUGAGUGGGCAGGAAGUGCUGGCACUAAGGCUGCAGGGGAGAACAGCCACAUUGGGUCAGCCCGAUGGCCCGUCUGCUGCCAGCAGCCAGUGCCAGGUGCCCCAGAGGGAGUGAACAGAACAGGGCGAGUGCAAGUGAUCCGUCCCCUGGCAUCCAGCCCCGGUUGCUGGCCGUCACAGACUUAGAGAUAGCUGGAGCCUGGGCUUGCAUCCCUGCCCAUCCUGGCUAAUAGCCACUGAGGGACCUGUCCUCCAGGAACCUCUCUA